This is a messenger RNA of Brassica napus (rape), 6284 nucleotides long. RefSeq names its product cytochrome P450 78A5. The record is from RefSeq and is a predicted model, not a curated record. The transcript is spliced from 2 exons. Lineage: Eukaryota; Viridiplantae; Streptophyta; Magnoliopsida; Brassicales; Brassicaceae. Gene Ontology annotation, molecular function: monooxygenase activity; oxidoreductase activity, acting on paired donors, with incorporation or reduction of molecular oxygen; heme binding. The coding region runs from base 4421 to 6013 and encodes 530 amino acids.
CUUGAAAGUAUAAAAAAUAGAUCUUUUUAAAACAAUUGUUUUUCUUAGAAUAUAUAAUGGGGGUGAUUGGUUGGGAUUUAGCAAGUGACUUUAGCUUUAAUUUUUAUCUACAGCUUUAAAAUCACCAAUCAUGCUUUACAUUACUUUUUAAAGCUACAACCAAAAAAUUAAAGCUACAGCCAAAAAACAAAAAAAACUAGUUGUAAAAGUCUUAUUUUCUAAAGCUCCAUCUUUUUGGCUGUAGGAAAUUUUAAAGGUACAGCUCUUAAAGCUAAAUCAAAAAAUCCUACAGACAAAAUUCUAAAGUAAAUUUCUAAAGUUACAACUCAACCAAUCACCCCCAAUAUUAAGGAACAGAGGGAAUACCUUUAGGUUGAAAACCCUAAACUGGAGUUCUUAAUAAUAGUUCUCUAAAGGAGUCUUAUUGGUAAUGAAAGGUUAAAAUUUCUCGGAGAAAGAAAAAAUAGUUCUUAAAUGAUAAAAUUACUUUUCGCUUUUUUAAAAAAUAAUUAACCCAACAAUUUGGUGACGGUAGUUAUAACAUGUAUCUGAGAGUUUUGUCGAUAAGAAUUUUCUUAAUAUCUCACAUGCUUUUUUAUUAUUUUAUUUUUUCAAAUAGCUGAUUCUCUCUCUAGAUUAGCUCAAUAAAUCUACUGUAAGAGAAUUAUUAUUUAUAUGAUUAUCUCAUGAAAUAUCUAAAAUUAUAUAAUUUAGUCUUUGGCAAGCUUUAUAGAAUUUCUUUUAAUUAUUAGCUUUUUAUUUCUAAAAAAAAUUGACAGACUCUAUAAAAGUCCAUGGAUGAAUAUGUCCUAAGAGCAUUAUCAUGGAGAUUCCUAAAAGUCUUUCAUAAUUAAAAGUAAAUAAAAUAAUCUAAAAAGAAGAAAAUAGAGAAAGUUGUUUGUUUGAAAACCUUCAAGAAAAUCUAAAACUUAUUUUACAAAUAGCAUUCAAUUAUUAUUUUGAAUGAUAAAAACUAGUCUAUAAUUAAAAAUAUAUAUUCGGUGGAUUUCUUCCAUUAAGAGUACUCUAAAAUGAAAUAUUGAUAAAAUAACAGUACCGACAAGUAUUAUAUUUCUAUACAAAAUUUGUAAGAGGUUAAGGUGGAUAGUAAUAAAACAGAAAACAAUAAUCUGAGAGGCUGAAGCACUAACUAGUUUAAGAGCAUCCACAUCAAUGAACCCCCUCUUGGGUUUCAUCUUUUUAGUUUUUUAUUAUUAAAAUUUGUUUCUUUUUCUUUUUGGUUUUUUUAAAAAAAAAUAAUAAUAAAAAAAAAAGUUAGACCAAUCGCGGGCCGCCACGACACAUGGGGCCCGCACUACAGUGAUGAAUUUUAGGAGAGAGGGGUUCAACCAAGAGAACUUUAGGAGAGAGAGGGUUCAUGAGAUUGAAUUAUUUUAUUAUUUUUUUUUCUUGGUUUUUGUGUGAACUCCCCCCAUGAACCCUCAAUGGGGGUGCUCUAAGACGUGGACGCAAAGAAGCGACAGUUGGUCAAAUAACAUCUUUGACCUGGUCAACGUAUUUAAACAACGGUUUUCAGUUAGAAAUGGAAUUUACUUUUGUAAGACCCACAUGAUUUGUGACAUUUGCUUUCUUCUUACGUAUCAUUCCAGCUUAUAAUGUCUCUUGGUUUAGACAACCUAUGACGACCAUACAUAAAUAUAUAUGCACAAUGCACAUACCGUUGCCUCAACUUUAUAUUGCAUAUAUCAUAUAUGUAUCACUACUCUGUGUGUGCCUGUGUGGUAUCAAUGUUGAAGGAGACAAUUUUGUGGUAAACGAGGUCGAGGCUAUGUUUGGUUCCCACCCUGCAUCAAACAUUGCCAGUUGGCCACCAUAUUACUAUGUUUGGUGACGUAAUUUUUAUGUAUAUAUGUAUAUAAAUGUAACUAUGAUACUUCAUACUUUGACUUUUAUUCAUAUUCAAACUAUACGCUGAUUGAAACCAUAUUGGUAGGGAACCCAGUUUCGAACAGUUUCCAUCAACUAUUAGUUAGUUAAUAUUAGCUAAUAAACCAUGCUGAUAUAUUAUAACGGACCUAUAAAAUGUUAUAUUGGAUAAUUGACGUUUUUUGUUUUGUUUUAGGUGAAUUAAUUAACGAUGUUGUCUAUAACGUCCAGCAAAACUAAAAUUUAUACCAAGGAUUGAUGCCCAUCCCCGAUUUUCCUUUUGCAAUAUAUUAGAGUAUAAGUUUGCAUGAAGGACCGACACUGUCGACUCAUGGGCGUUUCUUAGAGACAUUGAGAGAACAGUGACUUUUUUGUUGGGUCCAAGGGAAGCAAAUCUAUCUUGUUGAUCAACGAUUUCAUUAUUAAAUUGGUUCCAGUCCCAAUGGAAUAUCUAGGUAGAAACCACGUCCAUGAUUCAUAUUUAAUUCAGUAACUAAUAACUCUUCUAGUCUUCUCUAAUAUUUCAUUUUAAAUAUUUCAAAUUUCACUAAGCAAAGCACUAUACAUAUGUGCCGGAGCAUGUCCAUUGAUUGAUAUUUCGUGAGUUCAUUCCCUUGCUUUUAGGCGAUGAUUCGAUUCUUCUGAGCUUGCUUGUGGCUAUAAGUAUUUAAACAAAAUAAAUAAAGAAAAAUAAGAGAAAAGAUGAAAAAUAUCUAAAAUUAGAUAUUUUUAGAAUUCCUCUUUAAAAAUGUCAAUUUAUAAGUGGUUUGAUAUUUAGAAAAAUAUUUAAAAUUAAUCUAAUAAUUCAACUCUAUUAAAAUAAUAAACCAAAUUAGAACUUCAAUAUUAGAACCUUAUCAAUAAGGUUGCUCUAAUGACAUUGGUAUAAUUAAGUUAGAGUUUUCAAAGGGUUUAUGAGAUGUCCGACGUUCGAAUUCUUAAGACAACAAUAUCAUACUCUUAUUUACCAAUAUGCAUUAAGAAUAUUACCAUGUGUAUGAAAUUAGGGGAAAAUGUGGUUAUAAUUAAAAUGUGUUUUCGAAAGAUAGUUAUUGCAGAUUGUUAUUUAUUUUUUUGCUAGAUUGUAAAUAUCAGAUUAAUGAAUCAAUUACAAGAACUAAAGGUUACAUAUUUAUCUCAGCUACAAGGACAUGAGAGUUUCAAAUAGCUUUCGAGUUUUCCUAGCAUGAAUGGUGUUUCUGACCUCUAUAUCUCAGCCACAAGGACAUAUAAAGCAAAAUUGUUCUAUUGUUGUGGUAUAAAAUAGUAUUUUAUACACGAAAACUAAUUCAAAAUUGUAGUCUUUAAAGAACAAUAACGAUAGAAAUGACAAAAAUAUAUUUUAUUGUUCUAAAUAGUUUUAGUUCUAGCCUUUCUCUAGCUACCUAGUAGCAUUUUGUAGGUUCAGACAGGUAGCCAACUCUACAUGACUCAUUCACAUUCCGGUCAAAUUGUGUCCAAGACUCCAACCGACCAUGUUUAUCGAGUAUCGAUUAUCAUAGGAUUUACAAUUUAAUUAUUAUUAUUAUUUAUGUUCAUACAAACUUUUAUCUUUGACCUUUUUCAACUUUCAUCGGUGACCGACUUUCCAUACGAAAAGGAAGAAAUAAAUAUAAUUGUAAAAAUAUUAUAUUAAUCCUCGGAAGAUAUAAUUAACGAAAAUCUGAUCCGACAUUGCUAGUUCCACUUGACUGCUAACGUAUCAGUGUCCGCAAAUGUAUUGUCUAACAGUGCAGUUGGAAGUCCUAAUAAAACCAAUCCAACAUGUCGCUGGUAAGUGGUGGGUACCACCUAGCUAGUUGCUUUGAAAAGAAUAAGGGAAAGCAAAAUUCCAUCAAUUCUAUAAAAAAAACUUAUUCCAUCAAUUUUAUAAAAAAUGAUACAUUCUAUCAAUUUCACAAAAAGUAAGCAGAAUUCCAAACAAACAAAAAUAUUUCACUACAGUUUUGAAGAAAAAUUGAUGAAACUAAUUUCUUCUAACUUUUUUUAUAUUAUGUUCAUCUUUGCCCAUUCAUCUUUAUUCCAAUCAUUCUUUCGCAUGUAUACCAUGGAAAAUUAAUUGACGAGAUAUGUAUUGAUAGAUUGAUAGGGCUCGCUAUAUGCUAUCACAAAGAUUGAUUUAUUUUAAUUGCAAUGUGUAUUGCCUUGUUCUUUUUUAUGGGAAGUAAACAAAAGCAUGUAUAAACAUACGCAUGAUACAAAAAAAUGUAACCGUACCUUCAUUAUUCUCAAUGAUAUUUACAAUUUAGCAAAAAGAAUGUAUAAACAUACCAUGCAUGAUACAAAAAGGGCAAAUCCAUCAGAUUUGAAAAAUAAUUUAAGCGGUGCGAGUUAUAUCUUUCUAAAGAGUAUUAACCAUGGUUAGACUGCAUUAGGACUGAUUGUUAAUUAAUUAAAUUCUACUUAUCACCUCAUCUAACCGUAGUUAAAUUCCUCCACUAUAUAAGAAACAUCUCACUAUCCCCAUUAUCAUCAUCAUCACUGUUUCUUCUCUUCAGCUCACUAUCUAAAAAACCCUAAUAUCUUCUACAAAAUGGCUAUUGAUACGAGUCUUUCCUUCGCUUAUCCAUUUCUAAGUCUCGACCUUUGUCUCAGCAUUCUCCUCUUCAUCUCCCUUUUCGUUUUCUGGUUGACUCCAGGUGGCUUUGCUUGGGCACUCUACAAAGCUCGUUCCCACACCAGACCAGAAUCCAAAACCUUACCCGCCAUUCCUGGCCCGUCUGGUCUCCCCAUCAUUGGCCUCCUCUUAGCCUUCGUUAACAACGCCUUGACACACAGAAUCCUCGCCAAUAUCGCUAACUCUUGCAAAGCAAAAGCUCUCAUGGCUUUCUCCGUCGGGUCUACCCGGUUUGUGAUAACUAGCGAACCGGGGACGGCUAAAGAGAUCUUAAACAGCUCUGCAUUUGCGGACCGGCCUGUGAAAGAGUCGGCUUACGAGCUGCUUUUUCAUAGAGCUAUGGGGUUUGCUCCCUUUGGUGAUUACUGGAGAGAGCUGAGGAGAAUCUCUUCUACUCAUCUCUUUAGCCCUAAGAGGAUCUCCUCUUUCGGAGAAUCACGUCGAAAAAUCGGGGAAACUAUGGUGGAAGAGAUCAAGAAUGCGAUGGCAAGUUAUGGAGAGGUGCAUAUCAAAAGAAUCUUGCAUUUUGGAUCACUCAACAACGUGAUGUCUAGCGUUUUUGGUAAAACAUAUGACUUCAACGAUGGUAGUAUCGUUAACUCGAAGUUGGAGCAUUUGGUGUCCGAAGGCUAUGAGCUUCUUGGAAUAUUCAACUGGAGUGAUCAUUUCCCGGGACUGAGGUGGUUAGAUUUACAAGGCGUAAGGAGAAGAUGCCGUAGCUUGGUUGGUAAGGUGAAUGUGUUUGUCGGAAAUAUAAUCGAGGAGCACAAAUCAAAGAGGUCUCUUCGUGAUAAUAAAGAAGAAGAGGGCACUAAUGAUGAUGACUUUGUUGAUGUCUUACUUGGCAUGCAAGGCAACAUCAAACUUUCAGACUCUGACAUGAUUGCCGUCCUUUGGGAAAUGAUUUUUAGGGGAACGGACACCGUGACAAUUUUACUGGAAUGGAUCCUUGCGAGGAUGAUUCUUCACCCUGACAUUCAAGCAAAGGCGCAGGCCGAGAUAGAUGCUAUUGAGGGUGAAACGGGACGUGAAGUCUCAGACUCAGACCUCUCCAAGCUUCCAUACAUCCGUGCCAUCGUCAAGGAGACCCUAAGGAUGCACCCACCUGGUCCUCUCCUCUCAUGGGCUCGUCUCUCUAUUCACGACACUCAAAUUGGGACCCACUUUAUCCCCGCUGGGACCACUGCCAUGGUUAACAUGUGGGCUAUAACCCAUGAUGAAAAGGUCUGGCCGGAGGCUCAUGAGUAUAAGCCAGAGAGGUUUCUUGGUGCACAAGAAGGUGAUAAUUUUCCCAUAAUGGGAUCUGAUUUGAGGCUUGCUCCCUUUGGUGCUGGGCGUAGGGUUUGUCCUGGUAAGUCUAUGGGUAUAGCUACUGUGGAGUUAUGGCUGGCUCAGUUGCUAGGUAGCUUCAAGUGGGUUCCCUGUGGUGAAGUAGAUUUGAGUGAGACUUUGAAGCUCUCACUAGAGAUGAAGAACUCUCUUGUUUGUAAGGCAAUCCCUAGGGUUUAAUAUGUGUUUUGUUGGCUAUCAAACUAUGCCAUUUUCUAUCUCUCUCUCGGUUUUGUUUGAUUUACCGUGGGAGAUAUCUAAUUACUGUCCUUUUUUCUGUCACUAGCUACAUCUAAAUAAAUUAGUCUAAAAAGUUUCUACCGUGUUUAAGUAUCAGAAUUCCAAUAAGAAAGUUUGUUUCAAAUUAUUAUAUUUUCUCCUUCUAUCAAGUUUUAUUGACCAAAUAUGUUGUAAUAUUUUCUCAUGCAAUUAAUAUCAAAAUGUUCAUCUA